Messenger RNA from Besnoitia besnoiti, 237 nucleotides. RefSeq lists its product as uncharacterized. The record is from RefSeq and is a predicted model, not a curated record. NCBI's taxonomy places the organism in Eukaryota, Apicomplexa, Conoidasida, Eucoccidiorida, Sarcocystidae. The transcript is spliced from 2 exons. Bases 1 to 237 code for a protein of 78 amino acids.
AUGAGGGACACAACUUUAGUCAUAUCGGAAUUUGAGGGCAAAGAGGAGGUCACCGCUCACCGCGCAGAUCCCCUGCAAGCUCUCUACUCUACGGUGAAGAGCGGUGAAGUUGAAUCUGAUGUCAAACUGGACAUGACUAUUGCAGGCCUGCUGGCGAGCAGGACGCGAGCCGCAUGGGGCUAUGACGAAAGCCCGCUCGACGAGACGGCUGCACAGCAUCGGCGCACGAAUGUGUAG